Messenger RNA from Gasterosteus aculeatus aculeatus (three-spined stickleback), 3020 nucleotides. The record is from RefSeq and is a predicted model, not a curated record. Lineage: Eukaryota; Metazoa; Chordata; Actinopteri; Perciformes; Gasterosteidae.
CCCCCCCCCCCUCCACCCACGGCUCACAACGCACCAAAGACACACAAAAUGGAACAGAAACUUCCUGGCUGAGGAAAAUUACGCUUACUUAAUAUUAUGCUCAAGGUGGGGUGUUGUCGGUGUAUUUGAGGAAGUAAUAGUAAGACAGGUCGACUGAAAGCUCGGAGAAAGAGGAUUAAACAUGUUUUGGACGUUAAUUGUCGCGGCCUUGAUGGCAACAGAGUCCGCCGUGGGCAUCUCGGUGCAGUGUCCCACCAAGAGGUACGUCGUCAUCCUCUUCCAGCCCGUCACCCUCACCUGCAACUACCAGACGACGGCCACUCAGUCCCCCGUCGUCACCUGGAAGUACAAGUCGUACUGCCGCGACCCCAUCCAGGCCGCGUUGAAUCCCAGCAGCGCCGAUUCCAUCCUGUCCCAGAACAACCCCAACUUCGACGCCAACAUCGAGUGCGCCGACAGCCAGAGGACGGUGCGCAUCGUGGCCUCCAAGCAGGGCAACGCCGUGACCCUCGGGGCGGAUUACCAGGGGCGCAAGAUCAGCAUCCUAAAUAAUGCAGACCUCAAUCUGGCACAGACGGCGUGGGGCGACAGCGGGGUCUACGUCUGCUCCGUGAUCUCCUCCCAGGACCUUUCAGGGAACGGAGAAGACUUCACGGAGCUUAUCGUCCUGGACUGGCUCCUCGUCGUUUUGGUGGUUUUGGGGUUCCUGUUGCUGCUGCUGCUGAUCGGGAUCUGCUGGUGUCAGUGUUGUCCACACACCUGCUGCUGCUACGUCAGCUGCCCCUGCUGCCCUGAGCGCUGCUGCUGCCCCCGUGCACUGUACGAGGCCGGCAAAGCGGUGAAGAAGGGCGGCGUGCCGAUGAGCCAAUACGCGGCCACCCUCUACGCUCCCAGCAUGUACGCUCAGCCGGCGUACGCCGGCACAACGUACGGCGGGCCGCCGUCUCACCACCCUGGCAUGCCCAUGCUGCCCGUGCCCAACGGAUCCGGACCCCCGCCCCCCCACAACGGUUACGGCCGGGACUAUGAUGGCGCCAGCUCGGUUGGACAAGGCUCCCAGGUGCCUCUGCUGCGGGACCAAGACAGUGGCGUGGACCCCACUCGCAGUGGCUACCGUAUCCAGGUGGACCCCGAUGGGAACGCCACGCGGGCCAUUUACUACAUGGAGCGGGAGCUGGCCAACAUGGACCCGUCCAGACCCGGCAACUACAACCGGCGUGACUCUCAAGACCCGGAAGAGCCUCUCCAGGCCCGCCCGCCCCUGGCCACCGUCUACGACCGGGACGAAGCCAUGAGCACCAUCAGCAGCGUGUCCCAGCAAGGCCAGCGCCACGGCGGCGGGGGCGGUUACCCGGGUGACCGCAUGCGCGCUCGCUCCAUGGACAACCUCGACGACAUCGGGCGGCGCUACGGCCGAGACGACCCGCCGCCCAACAGGCGGCCGGAGGAGUUCAGAGGCAGGAGAGGCUCCGAUGACGGGUGGAGCAGCAGCGCCCGCAGCGGCAACAGCCGCGACUUUGACGACCGCCGGCGCCGCGAGCCCUCCCCCGACCGCAGCCGCAGAGGAGAUGACGGGCGCUACAGGGGCAUGGAGGGCAGACGCAGCCGCAGUCGCGACGACCUGAUGGAGCUGGCGAGGGAACGCGAGCGCGGCGGCGACGCCCGCGGCCGGCGGGACGACUACGACGACGGGCUCCUGCGGGAGGCCAUGGAGAGGAAGAAGCUGGGCGAACAGCAGAGGGCGCGCAGCCGGGAGCGGCUGGACAGCGAGAGCGACCGCUCGGAUCGGGCGAGGGCGCCGCGCGGGCCCCCGCCGCUCCCCCACACGCCGCCCUCAGGGCACCCUGCUCGCCGCGGCGACUACCCGCCUCCUCCACCGCCGGUGUACAGCGAUGACGAAAGCAUGUCUUCUUCGAAAAGAAGCAACCUCCGCAAGAAUGGAGCGGUGAGCCGGGAGAGCCUGGUGGUGUGAACCAUCAUAAUGAGCAGCUUGGAUCAAAGACUGUAAAUACUACUCACAGUGCUAAUGCGCUGUGCUGAUUCUGUUUCCUUUCCUUUUUUUAUUGCAUCAUUUACAGUAAUUUGUUUAAGAGUUGAUCCUAAAUAUGUAUGUAUAGUUUUUUUUAAACAGAUUUUGUGCAUUUCUUUGGCUGCCACAAGUGCCUUUUUGGAGUAUUUUAGAGUUCUAUGUGUGGAUGAAUGAUUCUCUCUGAAGGUGUUUUACAUCCUCACGAGCAAACCGAUGUUUUACACUCUACUUUCAGUUGCCUCAUACUGGUGCUGAUGUAGAUUUGUAGGGGUCUAUCGAUUCUUCAGGCUUUUUACUUGUGAAAAAUGUAUUGUUUUUAUAAGAAAAUCUAUAUACAGUCAAAGGGAUUGAUUUUAUCUUCUGCUUUUAACUUUCCAUUGCAGUUCUUCUGAAUGUCUUUUGAAAACCUGGUGAACCAAAGCUUUGGUUAGAACAUGUAUUCACAUUUAAUUUGGAUUAAAUGUUAAUGUGAUUCAUUUUGAUUUCUUUUUAAUGCACAAUAUCUGCGUUUUGAGUUGCAGUAGGUUGUACAGCCGACUACUAACACACUCUGACGGCACAAAUGUCUAUUGUGAACUGAUGAAACCUAAUUCCACAAUAAAGGUCCCUCGUCAGCCCACUUCUUUGACUGCCAGUGUUUCACCACUAGAGGGCAGCAUCUGUCACUAAGAUGUGUUUCUCUGGAUAGAAACUCCCAUUUGUUUGGUAAUUGAUGACUUAGACACUGAUUGCUCUCAUUGUUUAUUACUGUAUGUUCACUACUAGCCUUAGUCGGUUCCUCCUUUUUGUCUGCAGACCUUUUGUGCGAUUGUUAUACUGAAUAUAUUUCUUGUGUAGGCUGGAGGAAGCAGAGGAGACACAGUACCACUGGUGUCAAAAAAUAUCAUUUCAGUUCACGGUAAUUGUGAUUUAGGAGCCAAAGGCUGCUUUAGGGUUUUAUUCAAAGUUUCAUAUCAUCGGUGAAAAUCCCCAAUAAAACCCAUUUACCUGA